UCUAAUCCACCUUGAGAAACAAUCCGCACGUUUAACCUCCAUUCAUCCAUCACACUUUACGCAAUUAUAGUUCCCAUGCCUUGGCCCAACUAAACCAGUUUAAUUAGAUUCACAUCCCGAACCCGACCAACUACUACUACUCGACACUAACGGACGGACGGUAGGUACCUUUAUGCAUGCAUGAAUGUACUCCAAGCUGUCCCACGUCAAUUACGCCUAAUUACUCUUCUCCGAACCCAGGUUAGUACCCUCCCGUUGUCGUCGUCGCGGUCGUAAUAAUGAUCGUAAGUGAAUAUCACUUAUUCAAACGUCGCUGAUUAGCAUACCGGCACUUUACCAACGACCAGUCCAACAACGCGGGCAGCCAUCGUGCCCCUUCCGACGACAUACGAGAUUGUUGGAUGCAAAUCCGCGCUCCGAUUGCUCGUUAACUUCCAUCCACGUUGGCAUACGGGGGAUGAAGAGUAGUGAAACCGCGAAGCAGGUGGAAAUUUAUGACUGUCGGUGAGCGGAGCGAACGAGCGCGCUGAUUGGUUGUGAGCAUACUGCAGCGAAUUGGAAGUAGGCGGAGCCUAACGAGCGUUCCAUUGAUGGUUGUUGCUUCGCUUGCUUCCCACUCCAUUCGUGAGCGGUGGCCGGACCGGUUCGGUUGGAUUCGUGUUCAAGGUGGUUGAUGUGUUGGUGUGCACUGCUGGUGGGUCGGUCGGUCAGCGCUGGUUGCACAACAGCGCGGUGGUGUUCGCGAUAGAAAGAGACGAAUCGCGGUUCGCCGCGGUCGCGAUGUUGCACCACUACCGACGGAAGGAAGGUGUGUGCCGUCGUGAGUUUUAAUUUAUGUGAAUGCAUGCAGGCGAACUACCUGGACAGGUUGGGCUGGUUGUUUACACGUUGCGAUAGCGGCCACUCAGUUCUUGUUCAACGUUCGUUUGGCGUAGUCAGAGUGGAGGUAGUCCGUGCGCUCGUUCGCUGUGCGAUAGUUUUUUGUUGUAGUUGUUGUUGUUGCGGUUAUUGUUUUAGCGUUGGAUGGAGCCGCGUCACGCGUGAAAGCGUCAAACGAUAAAAAACGAUCUGUUUUUUUUUUCUUCUGGGGAUUCGAGGUCUCCCGGGAUCGACGAGUCUGGACGUUGAAGGAACAAUCUUUUUGCUGAAGCGUGUUCGGUAUCGCGCUUGACUACGCGCAUGUGCAGUGCAGUUCGGUGUAACGGUUCCGUGCGAAAACACAAUGCACAAAUAAUGCAAAUGCUUUUCGGUGUGUUUUCCCUUUGUCAGUGUUUGGCUGGUUGGCAGAGCUUUGUUGGUGCCAAUUCGGGAACCCUGUUGUUAUGUUGUGUUGUGCCGCCACCGUCGUUUUGUUGAUGCCUCGAAAAUAACUCAUCCAAUUCGUUUUCAAUUAGCCACGGUACGACUGCUGCUGUAGUCCCCUGCCGGCCGGGGAGAGUGAGUUCGCCGAAAAUAACAAUCACAAGGAAAAAGUGCCUUCCAGUACCCAUGAAUAAUUGCAGCCUUUCAGUGGAAUUAAUUGGAUAUUGAUGACAACUCAAAAAAUAACAGUGCCUCUUCGCCCUUCAAGACAGUGGACCUUGAAACAGUUUUAGCGGAAAAGUGACACCCUCGCGGAAGAAGACAAACAUCUAGCCUUCGCUUACGAAGUCUACGGCAAACACGUGAACGUCAGCCUAUGAAGCUGUAGUGAAAAGAAAUUGAUAAUUCUAUUAGCGAAGUCGCAGGCCCUCCGAGCGGUCUCCUUUGAAGCCGACCAAUUAGCGCUGAAUUGCGAACCGUCAAAGAUCUACUGCCGGCCCGGAGAUUCACCAAUUAGUGCCCUGUGCCCAGAAGAAGACGCCAAACUGACGGAUUCUCCCAUGUGAACGCUGCGCCGUGGUUGCGGUGGUGACUAAUUACCCGGAGAAAACUGGAAACAAGUGUGCAAUAAUUGAAAAUCUGAUUACAUGAGGAGAGGGGUAUUACUGGCCAAUUAGCCUCCCGCGAAGGAUUUCAAGUGAUCGGGAUUAACGCCGUUGACGCCGCGCCGGUUCGAUUCGAGGACGUGAGGAUUAGAGAGAUAAAGAAUAGCGCGGGUGUGACUGAGUAGUGUGUGUUGCCGAGUUAGGCUCAGGAAGCCGUCGGUCAAGUGUUCGACAGUGGUAAAACGUAGGGUUGAGGAGCGGAAGUGAGGCAACGAAGAAUUGGAAUUUCAUGUGACGUCGCAGAAGUGUUCGGAACUGCAAACCAAGCUCAUUCUCUCGAUCGAGGAACGACCAACGCGCAACGACCGGACCCAGCGAGGAGCCCCAGUGCCAAUCAGUUUCGACGGUGAAACGGUGCGCGUAAAACCGGUCCAAAAUUUACAACAUCGCACGGCUCGCCGAUCUAGAUCAGCCCGGUAGUCACCGACCAAUGGGCAUAUCGGAUGAGGGCAAGCUGCUAGGAGCGGAGGACAUACCCCAUGAGGCUCGGCCACCCCAGGGUAGUCCACUGGAGCGCGGCGGCAGCAGCAUCGGAACCGGGGGGUCCAGCACUCCCGGCAGCGCCGGAGGCCACAUGAUGAACAGCCCGGGUGGAGCGGGCAUGGGCGGCGACCCCAACAGCCCCAUGUCCGACCAGCACAGCGACGACGGCUGCGACGAGUUUCAACCAAAGAGAAAACAACGCCGCUACCGGACCACCUUCACGAGCUUCCAGCUGGAGGAACUGGAGAAGGCGUUCUCAAGGACUCACUAUCCAGAUGUGUUCACGAGGGAGGAGCUAGCUAUGAAAAUUGGACUGACCGAAGCGCGGAUACAGGUCUGGUUCCAAAACCGUCGAGCAAAGUGGCGGAAACAGGAAAAGGUCGGCCCCCAAGGUCAUCCCUACAACCCGUACCUGGCAUCCGGAGGUCAAGUUCCGUCGGCAACGGUGGUCGCUCCAUCCCUGCCACCCAACCCUUUCACUCACCUAGGCUUCAACCUACGGAAACCUUUCGACGCGGCCAGUUUAGCUGCCUUCCGGUAUCCAACCCUCGGAGGUGGCCACGUACUCCCGUCAGCCUAUUUCAACCAAUUCCACAGGUCCCUUCUCGAUUUUAGAACACCGCCCCCGCCACUACUCCCCCCAGGAGUAGGCGCCCUCUACACCCCGUCAGCAUCGUUCCAAACACUCCUGGCGAACAUUUCGGCCGCCCAGCGAGCCCCACCCGUGAUGCCGUCCAAACCGUCCCCUCCGGGCGGCGGUGUACCCAGUUCUGCCGAUUACCUCACCGCCGUUGGGCCACCACCUCCGUCCAACCUACCGACGCCGGCAUCCCCACCGGUGUCGCCCACCUCAGUGCCAGUUGUUCCUUCGUCGGCCGCCGUGCCCGGUGUUUCGGUUCCAGCUCCCGGUUCCACGACGCCUCCCCAAGAUCGCCGAAGCUCGUCGAUAGCGGCCCUCCGGCUGAAGGCCCGGGAACACGAACUGCGGCUCGAGAUGCUCCGCCAGAAUGGGCACCACAGUGAUAUCAUUAGCUAAGGAUGGACUGGACAUGUCCGUCCGACCGCGGAAACUCCGUACUCCACACGUACUUAGGGCAACACAGCUACAGACCCCGCAUCGGCAUUAUAUU
Messenger RNA from Aedes albopictus (Asian tiger mosquito), 3580 nucleotides. It is a transcript of the gene al, whose product is annotated as homeobox protein aristaless. Lineage: Eukaryota; Metazoa; Arthropoda; Insecta; Diptera; Culicidae. The coding region runs from base 2398 to 3486 and encodes 362 amino acids. The transcript has 5 exons. Gene Ontology annotation, biological process: regulation of transcription by RNA polymerase II. Gene Ontology annotation, molecular function: RNA polymerase II transcription regulatory region sequence-specific DNA binding; DNA-binding transcription factor activity, RNA polymerase II-specific. The record is from RefSeq and is a predicted model, not a curated record.